Molecule: messenger RNA, 2646 nt
Organism: Anopheles bellator
Lineage: Eukaryota; Metazoa; Arthropoda; Insecta; Diptera; Culicidae
Product: general transcription factor 3C polypeptide 3
Exons: 2
Coding region: 1-2646 (881 amino acids)
Biological process (GO): transcription by RNA polymerase III
Cellular component (GO): transcription factor TFIIIC complex
Molecular function (GO): protein binding
Source: RefSeq, a predicted model, not a curated record
AUGUCGGAAAGUGAGGCUGGCUUCGCGGCUUCCGAUGUGGAGAUUGAGGAAGUCGAUGUGUACGAGAUGGACGAAGAUGUCCUGAAGGAGUUUAUCGAAGUGCACGAUCUGCCGCGCACGGUGUCUGCUUUGCCAGCUCCGAAAGCGGGUCCAUCAAGCGCGACGGUCGGAACUGGCUCUUCAGCCGCGUCGGAGUCGGAAACGGACGAAGAAAAUACAGAACAGCGGGAAACGCUUAUCAAGAAGUUGGUUGCGCGAGAAAUUUCCUACAACGAGUAUCAGGAACGAAUGCAACAGGACGAUGACCUGGACGACGAGGAUGUCGAAAUGGAUCGAAACCGUCACCGCAAGUCGUUCGGGUUCGAGGCGGACUUCAGAACAGCGCGAAGAGAUGCUUUGAAAGGUAAUCUUCAGGGCCCGACGCAUCCAGCUUCCGAAGGCAAAAACCCACGGCGUCGGCAGAGGCGUCUCCUGCCGCCAGCCCUUCAGGGCCUGAUGGGAGAGGCCAAUCUCUGCUAUGCCCGAGGCGACACGAAGACGGCGAAGGACCUGUGUCUGGAGAUCAUCCGGCAGGUUCCGUUGGCAUACGAACCAUUCAUUACGCUGGCCCAGAUCUAUGAGGCCGACGAUCCGGAACAGUACCUAGAGUGUUCGCUGAUCGCUGCCCACCUGAAUCCCUCCGAUAUAGAACACUGGGUACGCGUGGCGGAGAUAUCGAUCGAAAGGGGCAACAUUGAGCAAGCGCAAAAGUGCUACACCCGUGCGAUUAAAGCGGAUCCCAAAAAUAUCGAUGUUCGUCUGAAGCGUGCGCAGCUUGUCGAAAGCAAGGGCGACGAGAAGCAAGCGUGCAAGUACUACUAUGAUCUGCUGCCGCACGUCCCGAAAGAACAGGGAGACUUUCUUAUCAGUACCGCGAAGCGGGUGGCAAAAAAGUUCCACGAAGAAACCAACAUCGGGGCGGCACUCGAGGCGAUGGAUCGCGCAUACGCGACGGUACCGGAAAAGUUCUCAAGUGAGGACAUCAACCUACUACUCGAACUGUUGAUCGCCAAUGGACUUUACCAACGAGCAUUGGACGUUCUAGCGACACACGCCAACGUUGCAGUGAAUGAUUCAUUCUCCCCGGCCACAGAAGCUGACGCCGGACAACGGAUAACGUUUUCUGUUUCGAUACCGGACGAAAUGAUACUGGAUCUUCGCACGAAGCUGGCCAUGGUGCUGGUGCACCUGAAGUGCGAACAUCUUUUUACCUUCAUAAUUGAUGACAUCAUGGCACAUAUCGAUCCUGAAAACGGUGGAGACUGCUAUCUGGACAUUGCGGAGGCGCUCAUGAAGGAAGAGUAUUACCGGUAUGCGUUGCGACUGCUGGUGCCGUUGAUUAAAAGCAAUCGCUUUUCUAUGGCCGCCGUUUGGCUGCGUUACGCCGACUGUUCGCGAUUUGUUGAAAAAUACGAUGAAGCCAUCGAGGGUUACCGGCGGGUCGUCUCACUGGCGCAGCAUCUGGAUGCACGAUUGGCGCUGGCAGCGCUGCUGAAGAAGCAAGGCAAAUACACUGACGCGCUGAAAGCUCUGGAGCAGGAUCCGGAACGCGAAUAUCUCGAUCCGGAGGUACUGCACGAGCGCUGCCUAAUGCUCGAAGAGAUCGGCUACUAUAAGGAGUUUCUCGAGGCGGGCUUCAUGCUUCUCGCGCGCAAUUGCUAUCAGCUGAAAAAUCGUCACGAGAUGGAGCUGGUUGUAUCGUACGUCCGAUUUUACGAUAUGCGAGCCAACGAGACAGAGAAACGAGUGCUCGGCGAAGGCGUGCCUGACUUUGUCAGUGGGUCCGAUCUUCAGCUGGAAACAGAAUGGGAUCUCGUACUGCGGCUGCUGAGAGUCGCGGAAAAGAUGCGCAACUACCCGUACUUUAUGAAGCUGGUGUUUACGCUCAACACCUCCAAGCGCUUCCAGGGUUACCGGUACGAGUUGCUGCAGCUGGCUCUUGCAGCCUGCAUCUUUAACCGAGAUCCAACGUUCGGGCACAAUAUCCUGCGGGAGCAGAUACGCACCCUGCUGGCACUGCAGCCGGAAAACAUCAAUCAUCCGCGAUUGUGGAAUGUGUUCAACUUGGUCGUUUUCAUUAGCGGCGACGUACGGUACAAUCGAUACCUAGCGAGACUCUUCGAUCGCGUCCCGAGCAUUGCGGUUCAACCGAAAGCCCUUAUUGCCAACUAUCAUCUCACCUCCUGCACCUACAAGUAUGCCCUAAACGAGUACAACAAAAUUUUUCGUGCCACCGAAGAUCCACUUUACGCGAUGAUGGUUGCCGUCACGUUGACGCAAAUUGCUUGCCAAAAGUUUACCCCCAAGAAGCAAACACUCGUGGCGCAGGCCAACAUACACAUGGACCAGUAUCGGAAGGGGCGGAUGGCAGAGAUACGGCACGAGGUGUACUACAACUUUGGCCGCAUGUUCCACCAACUCGGUAUGCUACACCUGGCGGUGGACUACUACAAGCGCGUGCUCAGCUUCGACAGUGCGGUCAUCAGAGAGUGUCCCGAACAUUUGGACCUGAAGGCGGAAACGGCGUACAAUUUGAGUUGCAUCUACAAGCAGAGUGGAAACUUGGAGCUCGCUCGCAAAUAUCUCUACGAAUACAUACGAGUGUAA